This is a messenger RNA of Labeo rohita (rohu), 2243 nucleotides long. RefSeq names its product KH homology domain-containing protein 4-like. Gene Ontology annotation, molecular function: RNA binding. Lineage: Eukaryota; Metazoa; Chordata; Actinopteri; Cypriniformes; Cyprinidae. The record is from RefSeq and is a predicted model, not a curated record. Gene Ontology annotation, cellular component: nucleus. The transcript is spliced from 14 exons. Bases 791 to 2161 code for a protein of 456 amino acids.
GAGGAAAAAUGCUGAAAAGUUUUCUCCAUAUAAUGGACUUCAGUGCUGUCCGUGAGUUUGAACUUCCAAAAUACCGUUUAAACUGCUGUAAACGAUCCCAGCAGAGGAAGAAGAGUCUUAUCUAGCGAAAUGAUUGAUUCAAUUAAAACACUUAAAACUGUACACAUCUUUUUACAUCAAACGCUCGUCUUGUCUCCUCUGUGAUGUGUAUCUGUGGUUCAGUACAGUUUGAGUUUGUCGAAAAACUGGCAGCUCAUUUUUUUUCAGCUCAUUUCACCCCAAGCGUGUGCAAACGCACUGUCUCCUUCCCUCCUGCGUUCACACCAGACGCGAAUGAAGCGUUAAGCGCGAGCGAUUUACAUGUUAAGUCAAUGCAAAGACGCGAAUAGACAUCCUGCGGCGCGAAUGGAGCGUUUGACGCGUGAACGCGUGAUUCGCGCGAGUUGAAAAAUCUGAACUUUGGCGAAUAUUCGCGCCGCGUUAACCAAUCAGGAGCUUGCUCUAGUAGUGGCGUGAUUAGCGAGCGGAGGCAGAAAUCCCAAGCAAAAAUGGAGGACAAAAUCAUUAUCGCUGUAUGUGGACACCCGGACCUGUACGAUACUUCUUCAUACUUCUAUAAAAACAGGAAUAAAAAGGAUCUUGCUUGGAAGAAAGUGAGUGAGGAGGUCGGACAACCUGGUGUGUGAACAGCAGAUGGGAUCGGCCCAAAGCGGACGUCCUGCCGAAUGAGUCCCGCGGUACCGUCUCGUCGCCCGCAGACCCGUCGGAGCCUCCGCAGGGCGGCGUGGAGAUGGCGGCGGUGAUGGCGGCUAAAAUCAACGCCAUGCUGAUGGCCAAAGGCAAACUGAAACCGCUGCAGCCGCUGCCCAGUAAAGCGCCGCCUGCCGCUCUUCCUGUCGCCGCAGACGAGCUCAUCUUGGCUGAGGUCGACAUAAACGACGUGCCGACGGAGUGCAGGAAUCUGCUGACCAAAGGCAAAACUCAGGACGAGAUCGGUCAGCUGAGCGGCGCGGUGGUGUCCACUAAAGGCCUGUACGUGAGCGACGCAGACCGGAGCGCCGGCGCAGGCGUGACGAGACCGCUGUAUCUGCACGUGCAGGGCCGCCGUCAGGAGGACGUCAACAAGGCAGUGGCCAGAAUAAAGGAGAUCAUCUCUGAGGACGUCCUGCGCUCAUCGGGUGGACAGCAGCCUGUCGUGAUGCCCACCGUACCGGUGUACCGGCAGACCGUCACCGCCGCUCCGCUCCCGUCCGCUGCACGUGCUCCCGCCAUCCCCGGACACAAGCCGGCCCCGCCACACACAGGGAGUUUUGUGCACACUAAGAUAUUUGUAGGACUGGACCAAUCGCAGCCGUCCUUUAACGUGAAAGAGCGUGUGGAGGGGCCGUCCGGCUCGUACCUGCAGCACAUUCAGUCUGAGACCGGCGCUCGUGUUUUCCUCCGAGGCAAAGGCUCCGGCUACAUCGAGCAGGCGUCCCGCCGCGAGUCCUUCGAGCCGCUCUAUCUGUACAUCAGCCACCCGAACGCCGUGGGACUGGACGCAGCCAAGAAAUUGUGCGAGAAUCUCCUGGACACGGUGCGGGCGGAUCACACACGGAUCAUGUCGUCGUAUCCCUCCACAGCUUCUGCUCCAGUUUACCCGACACACGGAUACUCUGCAAAUAACAGCUAUGGCGGUCAGUCGUGGUACGGCUACCCGAGCUCCUAUCCCACGUACCCCGGUGCCUUCUGGAACAACUCCAGCGGUGCGUCUGACCAAUCACAGCUGAGCAGCGGUGCAGUGCGGUAUCCGGUGUGCAAACAGAGCGCCUUCCUGCUGCGGGAUGAGGAUGCAGCGUCAGAUGGAGCAGACAGUGACUCCAGUCCAAAGCAACACUAUGCAGAAGAGGAGCAGAAAACACAGAUCUCCACAGAUGUUUCGGUGAGCGACGUCAGUGCAGACGACAGCAGGACGUUGAUGCCGCCACCAGCAGCUCCAGUCAGAAAGAGACCGAGAGAAGAGCCCUGCAGUAAAGCCCUCACGCACACAGCUCAACAACAGCUGAUGAAGAAGAAGAUUCCAGAAGAUUCCAGCAACUCCUCUGGACUGGUUCCGUAUGGAGGAGAUUCAUCGGAUGAGGAGGAGGAGCGCAUGCGCGGCGGGAAUAAGAGCGCCAUCUGAACGCUUUUUAAUUGAACACGUUUUACUGGCAUAAUUGAUGUGGAACUGUUCCUAUGGAAUAAUAAAAGAAAUAAAUACCACA